Molecule: messenger RNA, 4658 nt
Organism: Conger conger (European conger)
Lineage: Eukaryota; Metazoa; Chordata; Actinopteri; Anguilliformes; Congridae
Exons: 31
Coding region: 29-4015 (1328 amino acids)
Biological process (GO): protein polyubiquitination
Cellular component (GO): nucleus
Molecular function (GO): ubiquitin conjugating enzyme activity
Source: RefSeq, a predicted model, not a curated record
UUUCAUUGUUCCACCUGGACCUGGAAAGAUGGAGAAAAAAAUAUAUGCUCUGCUUGAAGAUAAUAGACUGGAGAGUUUCUACAAUAAAUUUCUUGAACUUGGUGUGAAAGAUGAGAAAGACUUCAUUGAUAGCAUUGAUGAUGAAACCUUAAAAGAAAUUGGGUUAAGUCAAGUGGAGAAGAAGAGAUAUGAAAUUAUGCGGACACGCAUUGGAAAGCUUGGAAACGUUAAAAAGUCAAUGCAGAAUUUCAGUGUGAAAUACACAUUCCCCAAAUGUUCUGAGCUCCGGGAGAUCAAUGACAUGGAUCCAUCUCAGAACACACUGGAGGAUCUGAUGCUCCGGAUUGCCAUUCAGGAAAACAUCGGAACUGACAAAGCUGUGUGUCUAUACACAGUGGAUGGAAUGCCUCUGACAGAUGAUUCUUUCUUCAACACAUGGUGUUUCAAUGACAGACACAUUGAAAACGGAGAUGAGAUUUAUGCCAUAUUCACACCCAAGGAGAACAUACAGACUCCAGUUAAAAGCAACCCACAGUCCAGACAGGUCCCUGGGGCUGACACUGUCCGGUGCCACAUCAUGCUCAAGGGAGACUAUGAAAUCAAAGUAAACUUGGACACAGACAACCUACAAGACCUGAGAAACGAGCUGUCUAAUGAAACAGGAAUACCAGCACAUGUCCUGCGUGCCAAAGAUGAGGAAAAAGGUGGUGGCACACCCUUGAAAGAUCUUGGCAUCAGCAGUCAGUCAAUUCUGCAUUUCUCCCUUUCGUCACUCAAUGACAAGUAUCAGGAUAAGGCAGCGUUCUUCAACAAUGAUAUUUCAGCUUCCAUCACACAAACAACGAAAGGAAUGAGUGUUUUCCUCUCAGCCUUAUAUGCCAUUCACAUGUGGCAUUCGGAUGAGCAGUUUCUGAAGGUCAUCGCAUACAUACGGAAGCUCACCGGAUGCAAUGCAUUAGCCCUGGCUUUAUAUCAGAUAAUGUGCAAGGGUGAAUUUGGGACUAGGAACCAGAAGAUUGCAGUAGUGGAGGGACUCUACCUUCUCUUCAGAGAACUGUUACCCAGUUUAACCAAGAGGAAUGGUCUGAGGGUGAUUGAAGAUCAUGAGGUUUUUGAAUACUCAACAAUUUGCUGGGCCUACCUGAUGUCUCAAGCUGAGGAAAACAGCCAACAUUCGGAAGUAUAUGCUACAAUGCGGCUGACAUGUGAAGGAUCAGGCAGUAACCUAUGUGAGCCAGUUCGGAUUCCUGGGAUCGCAUCCGUUUAUGAGAGAGCAUUUAUUCUGGACAAAAUAAGGGAUCAACAAAGAAUUCCAAAUUGCACUGAAGACAGCCUAAAGGAAACAUCACUCCAGAGGGCCAGAAAUAUUGAGAAGAUUUUAAUGAGCCUUCCUCGCCAGACUCAGUACUUUCACCAGUGGAUCGCCUAUGAUUGUGGUCAUGGUAACAACUUUCAGGUCAAGCCAGAGAAGACAUAUGAGGAGAUGACUGAUGGGUUGUCAGUGUAUUCUCACCUGGAACUGACUCUACCUUUGCAACUGAAGAAUUUAGGAAUGGAAGGGCCCCGUCUCAUUCUCCUAGACGAAGAUAACUGUGCAGUUUAUCUGAGCCAAAACAAAGGACGACAAUCACUGGUCCAUGUUUUUGAUUGUCUCGCCGGGAAAGAAAAGGCUGUUGAUGUGAUUGAACUGGCAAAACGACUCAAAGAUGCCAGAACAGAGCAGACAAACAAAAUUGGUAGCGUGCCAGAAGAGGCAAUAUUGGUUCUUGUUGAUGCAAGCUCUUCAAUGGCGGCUGUGUGCUACAAACAGGAUCAGACACGGAGCAGAAUGGAUGCUGUGAAGCAGCUCUUCCUGGCUUUCAUGGACAGGACCAGCGCAUACUCAUUUCAUCAUAUCAUUGGUCUGGUUAAGUUUGGAGGAUGCUGCCUGGAAUUUCAUGAGUUCACAGAGACUGUUGGAGUUUUUCAGGGGUAUGUCAACAGUCUUGGAAACACUCCCCUGUACGAUGCCUUGAAUCUUGGAAUUUCUAAGCUAAACGAUGUCAAGAAGAAAUUUCCAGACUGCAGACUCCGCAUGCUGUGCCUCAGUGAUGGGAAGGAUAGAGGUUCUAGCUGUGAUCCUGUGAAAGUUGCAGUCGGGCUGAUUGACGCCGGCAUUGUAGUGGAUACUGUCAUCCUUGGAAGAGGGAAAAACAGUGUCCUGCAUGGAAUCAGCAAUGUGACAGGAGGUUGCUGUUUCAAACCAGAGACAGGUAAAGACGCAUUAAAACUCUUUGAAAUGGAAACUGUCCUGUCUUUGAAGGGAAGGAAACUGAAGAAAAAAUAUGAGGCAUCCUCUAUCCAAGGACUGACUGAUUUGUCUGGCAUUUUGCAAAGAAAGGGCUAUGACAAGGAACCGGAGGUUUUACUUCCUAAAGAGGUCAAUGACCAAGUGACUUUGCCACUAAUUGCUUUGCAUAAUGCACCCAAGCAAACCACAGAAAUGAGCAGGGAGAGACGAAUUCUGGAUGAGCUGAGGAGUCUGCACGUGGAUCCCCAUCCGUACUGCACAGUGUUUCCCUCUGAGAGCGACUUCAGUUUCUGGAAGAUUCUGAUGUCAGGGCCUCCUGAUACACCAUAUGAAAAAGGAAAUUUUGAGCUCUACUGCCAAUUUGGGGCAGAUUACCCCCUCAAACCCCCUCAAGUGCGUUUCCUCACUCCUAUCCACCACUGCAAUGUGAACAGUGUAGGACGUAUCUGUCACAAUAUAUUUGAUCGGAACUACUCUGCAAACGUAACGAUGAAAGAGAUACUGGAUUCAGUGUUCGGACUCCUGAUUGCAGCUGAGCCGGAUGAUCCUUUGGACAGUGCUUUGCAUAAUGCACCCAAGCAAACCACAGAAAUGAGCAGGGAGAGACGAAUUCUGGAUGAGCUGAGGAGUCUGCACGUGGAUCCCCAUCCGUACUGCACAGUGUUUCCCUCUGAGAGCGACUUCAGUUUCUGGAAGAUUCUGAUGUCAGGGCCUCCUGAUACACCAUAUGAAAAAGGAAAUUUUGAGCUCUACUGCCAAUUUGGGGCAGAUUACCCCCUCAAACCCCCUCAAGUGCGUUUCCUCACUCCUAUCCACCACUGCAAUGUGAACAGUGUAGGACGUAUCUGUCACAAUAUAUUUGAUCGGAACUACUCUGCAAACGUAACGAUGAAAGAGAUACUGGAUUCACUGUUCGGACUCCUGAUUGCAGCUGAGCCGGAUGAUCCUUUGGACAGUGCUUUGCAUAAUGCACCCAAGCAAACCACAGAAAUGAGCAGGGAGAGACGAAUUCUGGAUGAGCUGAGGAGUCUGCACGUGGAUCCCCAUCCGUACUGCACAGUGUUUCCCUCUGAGAGCGACUUCAGUUUCUGGAAGAUUCUGAUGUCAGGGCCUCCUGAUACACCAUAUGAAAAAGGAAAUUUUGAGCUCUACUGCCAAUUUGGGGCAGAUUACCCCCUCAAACCCCCUCAAGUGCGUUUCCUCACUCCUAUCCACCACUGCAAUGUGAACAGUGUAGGACGUAUCUGUCACAAUAUAUUUGAUCGGAACUACUCUGCAAACGUAACGAUGAAAGAGAUACUGGAUUCAGUGUUCGGACUCCUGAUUGCAGCUGAGCCGGAUGAUCCUUUGGACAGUGUCGUAGCUGAGGCGUUCCUGUCCAAUCCACAGGCUUAUGUGAAACAAGCUGAAAAGACCACUGUAGAAGCAGCAGGUACAUCGUUGGAAGACAUGGAGAAGAAAUUGGUGGGUGAAUCUUUGAACAAAGUCCAAAUUCCUCGUCAUUUAAUUUGCCAGCUCUCAGGAAAGAUGUUUAUUGAUCCAGUGUCAACCAAAUACGGAGAUGUCUAUGAAAGGAAAUGCAUAGAAAAGGAACUGAUAAAGAAACAGGAAGAUCCAAUUCUCAAAAAGCCUCUGAAAAAAACUGACCUGACGCCAAACAGACAAAUGAAAGCUAUGGUAAAGGACUACCGGAGCCAUGAAAUUUCACAGCCUCUUUCUAUUUGAAUAAGUGUUUGGACUGUUGGGGGGCUCAUCCUGAUGGACCCCACAGUUACAGGCAUUGUAAAUGAUGAAAACCAAAAAAUAUCUACCACAGGAAUCAUCACUGUCUUAUGCCCUCAAGGUCUACAGUAUGAAAUGUCCUGAUUUAUCAUACUAUGCACUAUAAGUAAGACCCCUUUGAGUAGUUCAAAAUUAGUACACUUUAUCAAUAUUUUUCCUAUUUGUUUAUUAUUAAAGAAAAUCCGUAUCUAUGCUUGAUUGGCAACAUUAAUUUAGCUUUGAUUAGCUCAAUUGUUAACAAAACAAUUGUUUUAGAGUGAUUAGCAAAUACUGCCUUUUCUGCCUUCUCUGCGAUGACUCAUUCAGGGCUUCUGUCGUGUUUUUAGCAGAUGCUAUAUUAUAUCUUUUCUGACUGGGCUUCCUUUAGGGAUUUUUAUUUUGACCAGUUGUCCUUUUCUGCUAAUAAAUGUACUGAAUAACACAAUUUUUGUUCGGAAUUAAAAUCUAAUUGUCAAUUGUUAAUGGAAGAAUAGACAUACAGACAUGCCAUCAACUGUGAAAAUGAAAAAAAAAUUUCUGAGCUGUAUAUUUCACAGCAAUGAAUUUGUCAAACACAAAUUGCAAUAAAGUUUCAAUAUCUUGAUAA